CCCGUCCUUUCCGCUGUUAUGGGAACCCAUAGUGACUGGGUGGAAGAGGUUAGCACGAACUGUAAACAUGGCGGCGUGCACAGCCAGAAGUCUGUGCUGUAAACCCCCAUAUUAGUGAGUGAAGUACCGAGGCAAGUAAAUCAUGGAGACCGAAGAGGAGCAACACAUGACGACGCUGCUCUGCAUGGGCUUCCCAGACCCUGUUGCUAUAAGAAAAGCUCUCCGCUUGGCCAAAAACGACAUCAACGAGGCAGUUGCGCUUCUUACUAACGAGAGCCCCGGACUCGGGUAUGGGUAUGAGCCGAUGGAGAGUGGGCCUGCUCCGGGGCCUGGGCCCGGUGGUGAUGGAGAAAGCAACAGCCGUAGUGGGAGUGGUACCGGAGGAUUUGACCCACCACCUGCUUAUCAUGACGUUGUGGAGGGCGAGAGGAGCAACGACGAAAAUGGGAACUGCUCCGGCGGGAACAUGGAGUUCCCCACCACCAACCUGUACGAGCUGGAGAGCCGUGUUUUCACCGACCACUGGUCCAUCCCCUACAAGAGGGAGGAGUCGCUGGGCAAGUGCCUCAUCGCCUCCACGUGCCUGGCAAGACUGGGUCUUGCUGAUGCAGAUGAGAACUGCAAGAGGUUCAUAGACCGAUGCAUGCCGGAAGCCUUCAAAAAGCUGCUGACAUCAAGUGCAGUCCACAAAUGGGGCACAGAGAUUCACGAGGGGAUCUACAACAUGCUCAUGCUGCUGGUUGACCUGGUGGCGGAGCGGGUGAAGCAGGACCCCAUCCCAGUGGGGCUGUUGGGGGUUCUCACCAUGGCCUUUAACCCAGAUAAUGAGUACCACUUCAAGAACCGCAUGAAGUCCUGUCAGAGGAAUUGGGCAGAGGUAUUUGGGGAGGACAGCAUGUUUGCUGUCUCUCCCAGCUCCAGCUACCAGAAGGAGCCUCAUGGUUGGCUCGUGGACCUGGUGAACAGGUUUGGAGAGAUGGGAGGAUUUACUGCGAUUCAAACCAAGCUGAACGCGGAGGAAAUAGAAAUCGGGAGCGUUUCAGCCCUGGUCCAGCCCCUGGGAGUCUGUGCAGAGUACCUCAACUCCAGCCUGGUCCAGCCCAUGCUGGAUCCUGUCAUCCACAAGAUGAUCAACUACGUACAGAACCUGGAGGAGAAAGACCUUAAGGAUAAGCGUCUGGUCAGUAUCCCCGAGCUGCUGUCGGCCAUCAAGCUGCUUUGCAUGAGGUUCCAGCGGGAGCUGGUGACGGUGGUGGACGACCUGCGCCUGGACAUCCUGCUGCGCAUGCUCAAGACGCCGCACUUCAGCGCCAAGAUGAACUCCCUCAAAGAGGUGACAAAGUUGAUAGAGGAAAGCACUGUGUCAAAGACAGUGAAAAACGCCAUAGACACUGACCGAUUACUAGACUGGCUGGUGGAAAAUUCAGUGCUGUCAAUAGCCCUUGAAGGUAAUAUUGAUCAGGCGCAGUACUGUGACCGCAUAAAGGGAAUCAUUGAACUCCUUGGCAGCAAACUCUCCCUGGAUGAGCUCUCCAAAAUCUGGAGAAUACAGGCGGGCCAGUCCUCCACGGUGAUUGAGAAUAUCCACACCAUCAUCGCGGCCGCAGCUGCCAAGUUCAACUUUGACCAGCUAAGUCACCUGUUUGUCCUCAUCCAGAAGAGCUGGGAAGUGGAGAGUGACCGGGUUCGACAGAAACUGCUGAGUCUGAUUGGGAGGAUUGGCCGAGAGGCUCGCUCGGAGGCCACCACAGGGAAGGUGCUGGAGGUGCUCUGGGAGUUGGCACACCUGCCUACGUUGCCCAUUAACCUGGUGCAGCAGGCCUUGGAGGAGCACCUCACCAUCCUGAGCGACGCCUAUGCCGUCAAGGAGACCGUAAAGAGGAACUACAUCAUCAAGUGCAUCGAGGACAUCAAGAAGAUACUAAUACAGGAGGAAACAAAAUCUUCCAGCGAGACACAAGUCUCUUUUCUAACUGGCUCCUGGGGCAAGAGGAAACCGAGCUCAGUGUCCAAAUCAUCCCAGCAGAGCAAUCCCCAGGCUGUCUGGGUAGUGCCAGCCCUGCGGCAGCUCCAUGAGAUCACCCGCUCGUUCAUCAAGCAGACCUACCAGAAACAGGACAAGCAGAGCAUUAUCCAGGACCUGAAGAAGAACUUUGAGAUCGUCAAGUUGAUCACAGGGAGCCUUGUGUCCUGUCACCGGCUGGCCGUGUCUGUCGCUGGGCAGAGUGGACUCUCUGGGUCCACGCUGGUAGACGGCAGAUACUCGUACCAAGAGUACCUGGAGGGCCACCUGAAGUUCCUGGCCUUCUUCCUGCAAGAGGCCAGCUUGUACCUAGUAUGGAAUAGGGCCAAGGAGGUGUGGGAGUGCCUUGUAUCUGGGAUGGAUGUCUGUGAACUGGACAGAGAGAUGUGUUUCGAGUGGUUCACCAAGGGGCAGCACGACCUGGAGAGCGACGUGCAGCAGCAGCUCUUCAAGGAGAAGAUCCUCAAGCUGGAGCCGUAUGAGAUUACCAUGAACGGGUUUAACCUCUUUAAGACCUUCUUUGAGAAUGUGAACCUCAGUGACCACCGGCUUAAACGACAGGGAACUCAGCUGUGUGUGGAGCGUCUGGACCUGACUGGGAUGGAUUUCAUCUGGCGGAUAGCCAUGGAGUCUCCGGAUGAAGAGAUUGCCAACGAAGCCAUUCAGCUCAUCAUCACCUACAGCUACAUCAACCUCAAUCCCAAAAUGAAGAAGGAUUCUGUAUCACUGCACAAGAAGUUCAUUGCAGAUUGUUAUAAAAGACUAGAGGCUGCCAGCUCAGCCCUGGGGGGGCCCACUCUGACGCAUGCUGUUACCAGAGCAACCAAGAUGCUUACGGCCACAGCCAUGCCCACGGUCGCCACUUCUGUACAAUCUCCUUCCAGGUCCACAAAGCUUGUGAUAAUCGAAAGGCUUCUAUUACUUGCUGAGCGAUAUGUCAUCACUAUAGAGGAUUUGUAUUCAGUCCCUCGGACCAUUCUACCUCACGGAGCCUCUUUCAAUGGCCACCCUGUUACUCUCCACAUCACGUAUGAAUCUACCAAAGACACCUUUAACCUGGAGGCCCACAGUAAUGAAACUAUUGGGAGCAUCAGAUGGAAGAUAGCAGACCAUUUAAGCUGCCCUGUGGACAAUGUUCAGAUAUUUGCAAAUGACAGCAUGCUGACCAUGAACCGUGACCAGAAACUGCUGAACCAGCUGGGCUUCUCGGAUGAGCAGAGCCUUACUGUAAAGAGCUCAGGCACGGGCACCCCGUCGGGUAGCUCAGCAGACUCCUCUGCCAGCGCCAGCAGCAGCAGCAGCGGCGUCUUCAACACCACCUACGCCCUGGAGCAGGAAAAGUCUCUGCCUGGCGUGGUGAUGGCAUUGGUUUGUAACGUGUUUGAGAUGCUGUACCAGCUGGCGAACCUGGACGAGCCCAGGAUAACUCUGCGGGUGCGGAAGCUUCUCCUGUUGAUACCCACUGACCCUGAAGUCCAGGAUGCUCUCGAUAACUUUGUGCCAAAAGAGUCCAGCGUCUGGAGCCACCAGAAAACCCUCUUCACGCUGGGCUCGGGUAACCAGGCCACCAAGUCCCCGUCUCUGUCCUCCAAGCAGCAGCACCAGCAGAGCGCAGCCUCCAUCCUGGAGUCCCUGUUCCGUUCCUCUGCGCCCGGCAUGUCCACCUUCAGAGUGCUCUACAACCUGGAGGUCCUGAGCUCCAAACUGAUGCCAACGUCUGAUGACGAGAUGGCCAAAACUAGUGUCAAAUCCUUCUGUGAGAAUUUCCUCAAAGCAGGGGGCUUGAGCCUGGUGGUGAACGUCAUGCAGAGGGACUCCAUACCCUCGGAGGUGGACUACGAAACCAGGCAGGGUGUCUACUCCAUCUGUCUUCAGCUUGCAAGAUUCCUCCUGGUAGGGCAGACCAUGCCCAGCAUUCUGGAUGAGGAGGUCAGUAAGGAUGGGCUGGACACCCUAUCGUCUCGCCCUUUCCGCAACGUGAGCCGACAGGGCAGCAGGCAGCUCUCCCUGUGCGGCACGCCGGAGAAGUCCUCCUACAGGCAGAUGUCCAUGUCGGACCGCUCCUCCAUCCGCGUGGAAGAGAUCAUUCCAGCUGCUCGAGUGGCCAUCCAGACCAUGGAGGUUAGUGACUUCACAUCGACAGUUGCCUGCUUCAUGCGCCUCACAUGGGCAGCUGCAGCGGGACGGCUGGACCUUGUGGGCAGCAGCCAGCCUAUCAGAGAGAGCACCAACUCCCUGUUCCCCCUGGGCGUUCGCAGUCGUGUCAGCAGCACAGGAAGUAACUGCAGCUCCAGCAGUGAGGGGGAGGCGACCACACUGCAUGCAGGAAUCUGCGUGAAACAGCUGUGUGUGUCUAUCAAGGACACUAUCAUUGCCCGGGAGGCCCUGUCACUACUUGUGACCUGUCUGCAGCUGCGCUGCCAGCAGCUCUCUUCAUUUUACAACUUGCCUUGUGUGAGCGAUUUCAUAAUAGAUAUACUGCUUGGAUCACCCAGUGAAGAGAUUCGGCGCGUGGCCUGUGACCAGCUGUACACGCUCAGUCAGACGGACACCUCUGCCUACCCAGACCUGCAGAAGCCCAACCUCUUCCUCCUGAAGGUGGUUCUCACUGCCCAGCUGCCGCUGUGGUCCCCCACCAGCAUCAUGAGGGGCAUCAACCAGAGGCUGCUGUCUCAGUGCACUGAAUAUUUUGACCUGCGAUGCCAGCUACUGGACGAUCUGACCUCCACAGAGAUGGAGCAGCUGCAGAUCAGCCCCGCAGUCAUGCUGGAGGAUGAGAUCAACUGGCUGGACAAUUUCGAGCCCACCUGGACGGCAGAGCUGGAGACCAGUGAAGCCGACAACAUCCUGCAGGCGGGCCACCUGCGCCUGAUCAAGACCCUCCUGUCCCUGUGCGGAACGGAGAAGGAGCAGCUGGGCCCUUCGCUGAUCCAGCAGCUCUUGGACGACUUCCUGUUCCGAGCCUCGCGCAUCAUUCUCAACAGCAACAACCCCUCCAGCUCCUCGGCUCCCAUCCAGGACUUCCACCCGAAGUGCAGCACGGUCAGCAGCAGACUGGCCGCGUAUGAAGUGCUGGUCAUGCUGGCGGACAGCUCCAUCACCAACCUGCAGCUGAUCACCCGUGAGCUGCUCUCCAUGCACCACCAGAGUGACCCCUCCCUCACCAAGGAGUUCGACUACCUUCCUCCUGUGGACAGUCGCUCGGUGUCAGGGUUUGUGGGUCUGAAGAACGGUGGGGCCACCUGCUAUAUGAAUGCAGUUUUCCAGCAGCUCUACAUGCAGCCCGGCCUGCCGGAGGCCUUCCUGUCUAUCGAGGAUGAAACGGAGAAUCCAGAGGAGAGCGUGUUUUGCCAGGUCCAGUCCCUGUUUGGCCACCUGAUGGAGAGCAAGCUGCAGUACUAUGUCCCAGAGAACUUUUGGAAGAUCUUUAAGAUGUGGAACAAGGAGCUGUAUGUGCGUGAGCAGCAGGAUGCCUAUGAAUUUUUCACCAGCCUGGUGGAUCAGCUGGAUGAGCACCUAAAGAAAAUCGGAAGAGAGCAGAUUUUCAAGAACACGUUCCAAGGCAUUUUCUCGGAUCAGAAGAUCUGUAAGGACUGUCCACACAGGUAUGAGCGGGAGGAGACCUUCAUGGCCUUGAACCUGGGGGUGACAUCCUGCCAGAGUCUGGAGAUCUCCCUUGACCAGUUUGUCCGAGGAGAGGUCCUUGAGGGUAGCAAUGCCUACUACUGUGAAAAGUGCAAAGAGAAGAGAACCACAGUAAAGCGCACGUGUAUCAAGUCACUCCCCAGUGUGCUGGUCAUCCACCUCAUGCGCUUCGGCUUUGACUGGGAGAGUGGGCGCUCCAUCAAGUAUGACGAGCAGAUAAGGUUCCCCUGGGUGUUGAACAUGGAGCCCUACACGGUUUCGGGUAUGGCGCGCCAGGACUCCAGCUCUGACCAUGGGGAGAAUGGCCGAGGCGGGGAGCCCGGCUCAGGGGGGUCACCCCGGAAGAAGGUCACUAUCUCGGAGAACUACGAGCUGGUGGGAGUUGUAGUGCACAGCGGUCAGGCACACGCCGGACACUACUACUCCUUCAUCAAGGAUCGCCGGGGAAGUGCCCGUGGCCGAUGGUACAAAUUCAAUGACAACGUCGUGGAGGAGUUCGACAUGAAUGACGAGUCUCUGGAGUAUGAGUGCUUCGGAGGAGAGUACCGGCCCAAAGUUUACGAUCAGUCCAACCCUUACCCAGAUGUGCGCAGGAGAUACUGGAAUGCGUACAUGCUGUUCUACCAGCGAAUCUCAGACCAAAACUCCCCUGUCCUGCCUAAGAAGAGUCGCGUGAGCGUGAUGAGGCAGGAGGCCGAGGACCUGUCUCUAUCUGCCCCCUCGUCCCCUGAAAUCUCCCCUCAGUCCUCCCCGCGCCCCCCAAGGGCCAACAACGACCGGCUGUCUUUGCUCACCCGCCUGGUGAGGAAGGGUGAGAAGAAGGGGCUGUUUGUGGAGAAGAUGCCAGCCAGGAUCUACCAGAUGGUGAGAGACGAGAAUCUCAAGUUUAUGAAGAACAGAGAUGUAUAUAACAGUGACUACUUCAGCUUCACCCUCUCACUGGCCUCAGUCAAUGCUACGAAACUCAAGCACCCAUUUUACCAAGCCAUGGCCAAGGUCAGCCUGCAGCUGGCGGUGCAGUUCCUCUUCCACACGUACCUGCAUACCAAGAAGAAGCUCAGGGUAGACACAGAUGAGUGGAUCACCACUGUGGAGGUUCUGCUGUCCAAGAGCAGCGAGGCCUGCCAGUGGAUGGUGCAGUACCUGGUUGGCCCCGAGGGACGGGAGACCAUCAAGAUCUGUCUCUUGGAGUGUAGCGUGCGGGAGGUGCGAGUAGUGGUGGCCACCAUCCUGGAGAAGACGCUGGAGAGUGCCUUACACUUCCAGGACCCAGGCCUGGACUCGCUGCUUGAUGUUCUGCUGUCUCUGCUGGACAAGGAUGUCCCUGAAAACUGCAAGAACUGUUCUCAGUACUUCUCCCUCUUCAGCAACUUUGUGCAAAGGGGCUAUGGACCUUGUCAGCUGCUGCUGAAACACGCUGCAUAUCGCAGAAUGCUUAUCUUCCUGCUGGGACCCAACCGGCAGAACAACCAGAAUCGGCGCUGGAGCUCGGCCCAGGCCCGGGAAUUCCUUCACCUCCACAACACCCUGGCGCUGGUGGUGCUCCACUCAGACCUCUCUACACAAAGGACUGUCGCUCCAGGCCUGUACAAGCACAGUGCCACCGGGAGUGUCCCCGCCUCCGCUUCCCUCCUCCCCCUGCACGCUGACAUCGAAGCCUCGCUCUUCAAACCAGAGGGCCAGCCCUACCUGCUGGAGGUGAUGUUUGCCAUGCGGGAGUUGUCUGGGCCACUCUCCUUCCUGAUUGAAAUGAUCACCUACUGCUCCCUCUGCAAUGAGCAUUUCUCCCUCGGCGUGCUGCAGCUGCUCAAGAAUCAGCUGGAGACUGCCCCUCCUCAUGAGCUGAAGAAUGUCUUCCAGAUGCUGCUUGAAAUCUUGAUGGUUGAAGACCCGCUGCAGUCACAGAGACUGAAGUUUGCGUUCGAGUCAGAGAAGGGGCUUUUGGCUCUGAUGCAUCAGAGCAAUAACGUGGACAGCAGCCGCUGUUACCAGUGUGUCAAGUUCCUGGUCACUCUGGCCCAGAAGUGUUCCCCUGCCAAGGACUACUUCAAGGAGCUCUCCAGCCACUGGAGCUGGGCCGUGCAGUGGCUGCAGAAGAAGAUGUCAGAACACUACUGGACGCCUCAGAGUAAUGUUUCAAACGAGACGUCCACCGCCAAAACUUUCCAGCGCACAAUUUCAGCACAGGACACACUCGCGUAUGCCACUGCCCUCCUCAAUGAGAAGGAGCAGUCAGGCAGCAGCAACGGGUCCGAUGGAAGCCCUGCCAAUGAGAACUCAGACCGCAGCCUGAGACAGGGUUCGGAGUCACCCAUGAUGCUGGGAGAUUCCAAGAGCGAUCUGGAAGAUGUGGACUCCUAAUUCUUUUCACCAGCAAGAGGGGAGUUUUCCACAUACAACAAAGGACCCUGAAAAUCCCUCCAUCCCGAUGGAGACACAGUGUGGCUUCUUAUAGCCUAUCAAAAGACUGCAGCUGAUGAUUGAUCUCCAUGAUCAGUCACUCCAGAAGUGAUAAAAAUAAACCCGAGCAUUUGGUCUCCCCAUCACCACAGCUAAAAGGACUGGAGUAAAUAUACACUUCUCUUUGUCAGCAGGAGCCAUGCUGCUGCUAAUCAUUCACAGUUAAUUUGGUCCUUAUUAAGGGGCUUUACAGAAUUCAGAAACAAAAAAGGGUUAAUGUGUGACUAGUAUCCAACCACACAUGAAGGUAAAUCCAGUUGUUGUUUUUUUAUCAUACAGAGCUACGCAACAAGAGAGGU
Molecule: messenger RNA, 8427 nt
Organism: Megalops cyprinoides (Indo-Pacific tarpon)
Lineage: Eukaryota; Metazoa; Chordata; Actinopteri; Elopiformes; Megalopidae
Gene: usp24
Product: ubiquitin specific peptidase 24
Exons: 67
Coding region: 143-8029 (2628 amino acids)
Biological process (GO): protein deubiquitination
Cellular component (GO): cytosol; nucleus
Molecular function (GO): protein binding; cysteine-type endopeptidase activity; cysteine-type deubiquitinase activity
Source: RefSeq, a predicted model, not a curated record